Messenger RNA from Scleropages formosus (Asian bonytongue), 6021 nucleotides. RefSeq names its product myosin heavy chain, fast skeletal muscle-like. The record is from RefSeq and is a predicted model, not a curated record. The coding region runs from base 109 to 5913 and encodes 1934 amino acids. Gene Ontology annotation, molecular function: actin filament binding; microfilament motor activity; ATP binding. Lineage: Eukaryota; Metazoa; Chordata; Actinopteri; Osteoglossiformes; Osteoglossidae. The transcript is spliced from 41 exons. Gene Ontology annotation, cellular component: cytoplasm; myosin filament; myosin II complex.
AGCCAGCGGCUCCAGGGGACUCCAAGGACUGACUGGUAUCCACCUCAGAUUCCAUAAGAGCCCAGGUUCCAGCUUUCUUUCCAGGUGUGCAACAAGUGAAGCGCCACCAUGAGCACGGACGCAGAGAUGGAGUGUUAUGGCCCGGCGGCCGUUUUCCUCCGGAAGCCAGAGAGAGAGAGGAUUGAGGCCCAGAACAAGCCCUUUGAUGCCAAAACAGCCUAUUUUGUGGCUGAACCCAAAGAGAUGUACGUCAAAGGUACACUCGUGAGCAAAGAGGGUGGCAAAGCAACCGUUAAGACUGAUGACGGGCAAACACUAACUGUUAAGGAGGAUGACAUCCACCCCAGGAACCCUCCAAAGUUUGACAAAAUGGAGGACAUGGCCAUGAUGACCCACCUCAAUGAACCUUCUGUGCUGUUUAACCUCAAAGAGCGUUAUGCAGCAUGGAUGAUCUACACCUACUCUGGGCUGUUCUGCGUCACUGUGAACCCCUACAAGUGGCUCCCAGUGUACGAUCCUGUUGUUGUAGCUGGCUAUAGAGGCAAGAAAAGAAUUGAGGCCCCUCCACACAUCUUCUCCAUCUCUGAUAAUGCCUAUCAGUUCAUGCUCACAGAUCGUGAAAACCAGUCAGUCCUGAUUACUGGAGAAUCUGGUGCUGGAAAGACUGUCAACACCAAACGUGUCAUCCAGUACUUUGCGACAGUUGCAGUUUCUGGACAAAAGAAAGCAGAGCCUGUGCCUGGCAAAAUGCAGGGUUCUCUGGAAGAUCAAAUCGUUGCGGCGAACCCACUGCUGGAGGCAUAUGGUAACGCCAAGACUGUGAGGAAUGACAACUCCUCUCGCUUCGGUAAAUUCAUCAGAAUCCAUUUCGGAACCACAGGAAAACUGGCUUCCGCUGAUAUUGAAACUUAUCUGCUGGAAAAGUCAAGAGUAACUUUCCAGCUGUCAGCUGAGAGAAGCUACCACAUCUUCUAUCAGCUUAUGACUGGCCACAAACCAGAGCUGCUCGAGGCACUUCUCAUCACCACCAACCCCUACGACUACCCCAUGAUCAGCCAAGGCGAGAUCACUGUGAAAAGUAUCAAUGAUGUGGAAGAGUUCAUUGCCACAGAUACUGCCAUUGACAUCUUGGGCUUUAAUGCUGAGGAGAAGAUAGGCAUUUACAAACUGACUGGUGCAGUGAUGCAUCAUGGGAACAUGAAGUUCAAGCAGAAGCAGCGAGAGGAGCAGGCUGAGCCUGAUGGCACUGAGGUGGCAGAUAAAAUCGCCUACCUCAUGGGCCUGAACUCAGCUGACAUGCUGAAAGCUCUCUGCUACCCCAGAGUGAAGGUCGGAAAUGAGUUUGUCACCAAGGGGCAGACUGUACCUCAGGUCAACAAUGCAACUAUGGCUCUCUGCAAAUCUGUCUAUGAGAAAAUGUUCUUGUGGAUGGUGUUUCGCAUCAAUGAGAUGUUGGACACAAAGCAGCCGAGACAGUUCUUCAUUGGUGUCCUGGACAUUGCUGGAUUUGAGAUCUUUGAUUUCAACACCUUGGAGCAGCUGUGCAUCAACUUCACCAACGAGAAACUGCAACAGUUCUUCAACCACCACAUGUUUGUUCUGGAACAAGAGGAGUACAAGAAAGAGGGGAUUGAGUGGGAGUUCAUUGACUUUGGUAUGGACUUGGCUGCCUGCAUUGAGCUUAUUGAGAAGCCAAUGGGCAUCUUCUCCAUCCUUGAAGAGGAGUGCAUGUUCCCUAAGGCUACAGACAUUACCUUCAAGAACAAGCUGUACGACCAACAUCUUGGCAAAGCUGCUUGCUUCCAGAAACCCAAACCUGUCAAAGGCAAACCAGAGGCCCACUUCUCCCUGGUGCACUAUGCCGGCACAGUGGACUACAACAUCAUCGGCUGGCUGGACAAGAACAAGGACCCCCUGAACGACUCUGUAGUGCAGCUCUACCAGAAGGCUGCACUCAAACUUCUGGCUCAUUUGUACGCGGCUCAUGCUGGAGCAGAAGAGGCUGGCGGCAAGAAGGGCAAGAAGAAGGGUGGUUCCUUCCAGACUGUGUCUGCUCUCUUCAGGGAGAACUUGGGCAAGCUCAUGACCAACUUAAGAAGCACCCACCCUCACUUCGUACGUUGCUUAAUUCCUAAUGAGACAAAGACACCAGGUCUCAUGGAGAACUACCUGGUCAUCCACCAGCUCAGGUGUAACGGUGUGCUGGAGGGUAUCAGGAUCUGCAGAAAGGGAUUCCCCAGCAGAAUCCUCUACGGUGACUUCAAACAAAGAUACAAAGUACUGAAUGCCAGUGUCAUCCCUGAGGGACAGUUCAUCGACAACAAGAAGGCUUCAGAGAAACUCUUGGGGUCAAUUGAUGUGGACCACACUCAGUACAAGUUUGGACACACCAAGGUGUUCUUCAAAGCUGGUCUGCUGGGCCAGCUGGAGGAGAUGAGAGAUGAGAAGUUGGCAACAUUGGUCACUAUGACUCAGGCAUUGUGCCGAGGUUACGUCAUGAGGAGGGAGUUUGUGAAGAUGAUGGAAAGGAGGGAGUCCAUUUAUUCUAUCCAAUACAACAUCCGCUCAUUCAUGAAUGUGAAACACUGGCCAUGGAUGAAGCUGUACUUCAAGAUCAAGCCUCUUCUGAAGAGUGCAGAAGCUGAGAAGGAAAUGGCCAACAUGAAGGAGGAGUUUGAAAAGACCAAGGAGGAACUAGCUAAAGCUCUGGCUAAGAAGAAGGAGCUUGAGGAGAAAAUGGUUUCUCUGCUGCAAGAGAAGAAUGACCUGCAGCUUCAAGUGCAAGCGGAAGUGGAAAAUCUCUCAGAUGCGGAGGAAAGAUGUGAAGGCCUGAUCAAAAGUAAGAUCCAGCUUGAGGCAAAACUCAAAGAGACCACUGAAAGGCUGGAGGACGAGGAGGAAAUCAAUGCUGAGCUGACAGCCAAGAAGAGGAAACUAGAGGAUGAAUGUUCUGAGCUGAAGAAGGACAUUGAUGACUUAGAGUUGACUUUGGCCAAAGUGGAGAAGGAAAAACACGCCACAGAAAAUAAGGUUAAAAACCUGACAGAGGAGAUGACUGCCCAGGAUGAGGCCAUAGCCAAGUUAACCAAGGAGAAGAAAGCCCUCCAAGAGGCACACCAGCAGACCCUAGAUGAUCUUCAAGCAGAAGAAGACAAAGUCAAUACUCUGACCAAAGCCAAGACCAAACUUGAGCAACAAGUGGAUGAUCUGGAGGGUUCUCUGGAACAAGAGAAGAAGCUACGCAUGGACCUUGAGAGAGCCAAGAGGAAGCUCGAGGGAGACCUGAAACUGGCCCAGGAAUCCAUAAUGGAUCUGGAGAAUGACAAACAGCAGUCAGAGGAGAAGAUCAAGAAGAAGGACUUUGAGACAAGCCAGCUUCUUAGCAAAAUUGAGGAUGAACAAUCACUUGGUGCUCAACUACAGAAGAAGAUUAAAGAACUCCAGGCUCGUAUCGAAGAGCUGGAGGAGGAAAUUGAAGCUGAACGUGCUGCUAGGGCCAAGGUGGAGAAACAGAGGGCUGAUCUCUCCAGGGAGCUUGAAGAGAUCAGUGAGAGACUUGAAGAGGCUGGUGGGGCAACUGCUGCUCAGAUUGAGAUGAACAAGAAACGAGAAGCUGAGUUCCAGAAGCUUCGCCGUGAUCUUGAGGAGGCCACCCUACAGCACGAGGCCACUGCUGCCGCUCUUCGCAAGAAGCAGGCCGAUAGCGUGGCAGAGCUGGGAGAACAAAUCGACAACCUUCAGCGUGUCAAGCAGAAACUGGAGAAGGAGAAGAGUGAAUACAAAAUGGAAAUCGACGAUCUAUCCAGCAACAUGGAGGCUGUUGCCAAAUCAAAGGCUAAUUUGGAGAAAAUGUGCCGGACCCUUGAAGAUCAGAUGAGUGAACUCAAGAGCAAGAAUGACGAAAAUGUUCGUCAGCUGAAUGACAUUAGUGCACAAAAAGCCAGACUUCAGACAGAGAACGGUGAAUUCAGUCGCCAACUGGAAGAGAAGGAAGCUCUAGUUUCUCAGCUGACGAGAGGCAAACAGGCCUACACUCAGCAGAUCGAAGAGCUCAAGAGGCACAUUGAAGAGGAAGUAAAGGCCAAGAAUGCCCUGGCCCACGCUCUGCAGUCAGCCCGCCAUGACUGUGACCUGCUCCGUGAGCAGUAUGAGGAAGAGCAGGAGGCCAAGGCUGAACUGCAACGUGGAAUGUCCAAGGCCAACAGCGAAGUGGCUCAGUGGAGAACCAAAUAUGAAACCGAUGCCAUCCAGCGCACCGAGGAGCUUGAGGAGGCCAAGAAAAAGCUUGCCCAGCGUCUGCAAGAUGCAGAGGAAUCUAUUGAAGCUGUGAACUCCAAGUGUGCCUCUCUGGAGAAGACCAAGCAGAGGCUGCAGGGUGAAGUGGAGGAUCUCAUGAUUGACGUGGAAAGAGCAAAUGCCUUGGCUGCUAACCUGGACAAGAAGCAGAGAAACUUUGACAAGGUUCUGGCUGAAUGGAAACAGAAGUACGAGGAAAGCCAGGCAGAGCUGGAAGGAGCUCAGAAAGAGGCUCGUUCUCUCAGCACUGAGCUCUUCAAGAUGAAGAACUCCUACGAAGAAACCUUGGACCAUCUGGAGACCAUGAAGAGAGAGAACAAAAACUUGCAGCAGGAGAUCUCAGACCUGACUGAACAGAUUGGUGAAACUGGAAAGACCAUUCAUGAGCUGGAGAAGGCUAAAAAGACAGUGGAGACUGAGAAGUCUGAAAUACAAACUGCCCUUGAAGAAGCUGAGGGCACACUGGAGCAUGAGGAAGCCAAGAUCCUUAGAAUCCAGUUGGAGCUCAACCAGGUCAAGGGAGAAAUUGACAGGAAGCUCGCUGAGAAGGAUGAGGAGAUAGAGCAGAUCAAGAGGAACAGUCAGAGAAUCAUUGACUCCAUGCAGAGCAGUCUCGACGCUGAAGUCAGAAGCAGGAACGAUGCUCUGAGAGUCAAGAAGAAGAUGGAGGGAGAUCUCAAUGAGAUGGAGAUCCAGCUCAGUCACGCCAACCGCCAGGCUGUUGAGGCCCAGAAACAACUGAGGAACGUCCAGGGACAGCUCAAGGAUGCCCAGCUGCACCUUGAUGAAGCCAUCAGAGGACAGGAGGACAUGAAGGAGCAGGUUGCUAUGGUGGAACGACGGAACACCCUGAUGCAGGCUGAGAUUGAGGAGCUGAGAGUUGCUCUGGAGCAGACGGAGAGAGCCCGCAAAGUGGCCGAGCAGGAGCUGGUUGAUGCCAGUGAGCGUGUCAGUUUACUGCACUCCCAGAAUACAAGUCUCAUUAAUACCAAGAAAAAGCUUGAAGCUGACCUUGUUCAGAUCCAAGGGGAGGUUGAAGACACCAUUCAGGAAGCGAGAAAUGCUGAAGAGAAGGCCAAGAAAGCCAUCACUGAUGCUGCUAUGAUGGCAGAGGAGCUGAAGAAGGAACAGGACACCAGCGCUCACCUGGAGAGGAUGAAGAAGAACCUGGAGGUCACAGUCAAGGACCUUCAGCAUCGUCUGGAUGAGGCUGAGAGUUUGGCCAUGAAGGGUGGAAAGAAACAGCUCCAGAAACUGGAAGCAAGGGUGCGUGAGCUGGAAAGUGAGGUUGAAGGUGAACAGAGACGUGGAGCCGAUGCCAUCAAAGGAGUCCGUAAAUACGAAAGGAGGGUCAAGGAGCUCACCUACCAGACUGAGGAGGACAAGAAGAACAUAACCAGACUGCAGGAUCUUGUUGACAAGCUGCAGCUGAAAGUGAAGUCCUACAAGAGGCAGGCUGAGGAAGCUGAGGAGCAGGCCAACACCCACCUGUCCAGGUACAGGAAAGUACAGCACGAGCUGGAGGAAGCUCAGGAACGUGCCGACAUCGCCGAGUCUCAGGUCAACAAGCUGAGAGCCAAGAGCCGUGAUGCUGGCAAGGCCAAAGAAGCAGAAUGAAGGUCAAGACCCUGAUGAAACAGAGUAACAAGCGAUCGUACAAUAUGAAUUUCUUGUGAAAUGUACUUCUGGAAAUCAUCAGUCAAUAAAGUCAGCGUUUCAUUAUCA